AUGGCCAAACGCGAACCCGCACUCGCGCUAGUGGAGAUGGAAAGAGAACUCGGAUACGGAUUCCAUUCGCUGGCUCAUCCCGCUGAGGCUUCGAAGCGCUUCUAUUCGGACCUCAGACCGGUCGCUGAUUCUGCCUAUGAGAGAAUAAAGAGAGAAUUCGAGGAGUACCAGAACAGAAAUGAUUCUAAGCAUGACGAAAAUCUCUCUCAGAAGCUCCUGCAAGAGUUAGACAAGACACAAAUAAUUUCCCACGGUCAAAACAAAGUUAUAUUCGCUCAGAGGGGCCGUAUUGGCUUCUACCGAUUUGCCGUAGAUAUUCACUACGGCUUCGGAUUCCACUUGCCCCUGCUCUUCACCGAGGAUGAAGCAUGUAGGGCCAUGUCUCUGCACCCAUGUGGAACUUGCGCAGGAACACCGAUGUUCUUCUGCAGCCUUCCCAAAGAAAUUCGGCAUCAGAUCUACACUUUGGCCUUAUCCGACGGGGAAUGGAGGAUUCGGGACGUCGAUGUAUUCGAUAAAUUCAAUUUGACGAGAGGCAUUGGCGAUCCAGGUGGUUUCUAUUUCCCCCUGAGGAAUGACCUUGGCCUUCUCAGCGUCAACAGGCAGAUGCGCCAGGAGGCUCUGCCUCUCGCAUAUCGUGCCACAACGUUCCAUUUGGACGAUAUGGACGAUCUCCUUACGGUCCUCAUCGCAGUUGGCGAAACGGGCCGAGAUAACAUUGAAGCUCUAUACUUUCCUUGGGAGAGCAGAUCCGAUUUGGAGUGUAAAUGGGGGGGUGGGGAUCCUGGCUCUAGCGGGCAUUCCCUGGCAUUACCGAACCUCCAUGUCACGGAAUGUGUCCAGCUGCUCAAGCAAUGCAAGAGGCUGAAGUUCAUGCGUCUCUACUUUGAAAGCGACCUGAUAGAGGGAAUCGCCCCAGAGAUUUUCAAGGCUGAUCUCGGCAUUCAGGAGCUCCGUUCCAUUCGAAUUGAAAAGAUGGAAAUCUGGAGUUUGGGCCAUGAGCCACUCGAGCACUAUUCCCUCGCUCAUUGGCUGAAAGAGGGAAUGGAUUGCUCUAGGACGCUCCGAAGUGAAUAA
Trematosphaeria pertusa is the source of this 1077-nucleotide messenger RNA. RefSeq lists its product as uncharacterized. The record is from RefSeq and is a predicted model, not a curated record. Bases 1 to 1077 code for a protein of 358 amino acids. Lineage: Eukaryota; Fungi; Ascomycota; Dothideomycetes; Pleosporales; Trematosphaeriaceae. The transcript has 3 exons.